CCGAGGCUCUUGGGGCGGAGCUAAAGGAGGAGGAGGGCUGAAGAAUUCGCGCGGAGAAGGUCAACAUCCAGUGUCUGAGAGCGGCUGUUGGCGUCUGCCGCUUUGCCUUCUCUAUCCGUGUCAGAGCCAGGAAUGGCCAAAACUGGAAGCUAAUUCUACAGUGAAGGAAGAACUUGACGUGUGUUGAGACAUCUAGCAAUUGUGAAGAAUGAUCAUGUGACACUAAAAAGAUGGCAGCUAAACUGCUGAGAUUCCUGGCUACAUGUCCUUAUAAAAUGAGCCAACAGUUCCAUAAAUAUGAAUAUUUAUCAUCGAGCAACAGUCUUUGUAGGAAGUCAAGCAAUUCUCUGUCGGCAAAAAGUUUAUUCAGUCUAUGCAUUCCAGAAACCGUGGUUUCUCAAUUAACCCAUAUUUGUCGGCAAGCUAAAAACUCGCAGAAACCACAGGCUGAUGUUACUACUGCAGCAAAGACUAUGAAUUAUUUGGUUCCAGAUAUCUGUCCUCCAACUCAAGAACAAUUGUGUGCUCUAAAAUCUUCAGUUUACAAGUACAAUCCUAAGUGUAUAAGAAAGUUUAUUAAGUUACCUGUACAGCAUUAUUCAGUCUUAUCAGCUGGUAAAAUCAUGCUAAGUCAAGGUAUAGUGUCAACCAAAAGGCCACCAAAGGCAUCUAGGACCAAGCAGCCAUCCAGAGCGAAUCUGCCACAACUUUCUGAAACAGAGGAUCUUAUGCAGUGCACAGCCUUUGCAACAGCAGAUGAAUAUCAUCUUGGUAAUCUAUGCCAUGACCUGACAUCACAGGGCUAUGUUGAAAUAACAUCAUUACCUAGAGAUGCAGCAAAUGUUUUGGUGAUUGGAACAGAAAACGCAAUGAAAGAAUAUGAUCCUGGGAUGAUCUUUUUUUUCAAGGAAGGGUCUGUUGUCUUCUGGAACGUUGAAGAGAAAACAAUGAAGAAUAUAAUGCAAGUGCUGGAAAGGCAUGAAAUUCAGCCAUAUGAAGUUGCUCUGAUUCACUGGGAGAAUGAAGAGAUUAACUACCGAAGAGAAGAAGGGCCAUCAAAGCUUCAUAGAGGAGAAAUCCUGAUAAAUUGCGAACUAGAUAUUGAUGAAGUCACUCUAGAGAAGUUUGCUUUUUCAAAUGCUCUUUGCCUUUCUGUAAAAUUGGCCAUAUGGGAAGCAUCCUUGGAUAACUUUGUAGAAUCUAUCCAGUCAAUACCUGAGAUGCUAAAAUCGAGAAGGAAGCUGAAACUCUCUCAUGGUGAUGUGAUGCAGAAAAUAGGAGAAUUGUUUGCCUUAAGGCACCGUAUAAAUCUGAGCUCAGACCUCCUCAUCACUCCAGAUUUUUAUUGGGAUAGAGAACACCUUGAACAGCUUUAUGAUAAAACAUGUCAGUUUCUCAGUAUCAAUCGCAGAGUUAAGGUGGUAAAUGAAAAGCUACAACACUGCACAGAGCUGACAGACUUGAUGAGAAGUCACUUGAGUGAAAAACAUGCUUUGCGCUUGGAAUGGAUGAUAGUGAUACUCAUAACCAUAGAGGUCAUGUUUGAACUUGGCCGGGUGCUUUUCUAAUAACACUAGUAAAUGGCAACUGAAGUGUGUUUGUCAAGAUUAUGGAGAUCAUCCAAACAACUACUUUCUUGAGCUGCUUUCUUCUGGAAACUGCCGUGAUAAUGUAUGGACACUUGUUGCAUACAUAAAAAUUGAUGUAACUGGAUCAAAGUUAUGCUAAGUUACUUGAAAAUUAUGAUGCAGAGUAAGUCAGUCCUUAUUUAGGAUGUUUAAAAUUUAGAAUGGAGAUUAUAAGGCAGGCUUUGUUCAUGGUGUAUCCAAACUGAUUGUUGUUUCUCUGUUGUGCUUGACAAAAUUGAGCAGUGCAGUUGCAGUCUGCCAAACAGCAGUCUUCAGUAUGAAAAAUCACACCUAGUUUCAAAGGUACACUCCUUCUGCAAACAUGCCAUUUACGUUCAGCAUCAAGUUAGGCUUUUUAUAAACUGUACCACUACACAUGUGCAUGUAGAUGGCCCAAAGACAAAUAAGAUGUCAGGAAGAAAGCUGUGCUGAGUCCUUCUCCCUGAUAGGCUGGUCUUGUACGAGCAGUAGGGAGCUUUCAAAUAUGUGUCCCAUGACUGUAGGCUGAAGUGGCAACAGUUCAAGAGAAACAUUAUCCAUUUAUUCUGCAUGUAGAAUAUGGCCACAGCUUGAGGCCAGAAACAGAAAACUGAACCAACCACAAAAACUGGUUUAAAGAAGAGAGAUUUUGUGUGCGCAUGCAUGCAAAGUGGCAGCUGAAAUAGAAUGGAAUCUGAACUUGGCAGCAUUGAACCAAAUCUUGUACUGAAUUGCUAAGCACACAAGCUAGUUACUAGUUAAAUGUAAGCAGUUCAACAGACAACACGGGUAAUGCUUUUAAGAAUGGCAAGGUAGAACCUUCUGCUCCAGCUGUUCAGAAGCAUGCAAAAGAGAUGUCCCAGGAAACCUUAGGAAGAGAGAGAAGAGUUCUGGUAGUGGUAGUUCUCAGGCACUUAACUUGAACCCCCCCCCCACACCUAGUAUAUAAACUGCUGCUUUCAAAUUGGAACAAAGAAAGCUAAUCCUGUUAAAUUGUGGACUAGUUUAAUAUUACUAAAGAUUUGUAUUUGGAUGAUAAACCAGCUAGAACUAUUUUUUUCAGUGUUUGGGUAGUUCAGAGUGAACUUGAGCUGCUUUCCCAAACAACACAAGACUGUUAAUUAAAGCAAGACCUGCAAAUAUAUUGAUCACUAUUUAGAUUUUUUUUAAAGCAGGAAACCCAAUCUUAAUAAAAGUGAAAAAAGCUUAAACAUUAUCUUGAUAAGUAAGAUCUAGGUUACACUCAUCCAACAUUGUUUCCAGUUGCGGCUAGUUGGGUACCUCUAGAAACUUACAACUAGAGCGUAGAAGUAACUGUUCCAUGUUAUUUAGUUCAUAGUAUCUAUUCUUCAGAUGCAUACUCUGAAUGUGGAGUUUCCAUUUAAUUAUCACAGCUGUUAUUUUCUCCAUAUUGUGUGCCUUUUAUGACUUGUUUUUGUAAAACACUUCCUUUUGUCAGUCCUGAACAUACUGCCAGUCAACAAAAUUGAUUGCCCCCAAGUUCUAUCUUUUUCAUGUUCUUUAGUUAUCACAUACACACAAAUGACGAAAAGCCCCAUAGGAAGCUACUCUAUGCCCUUAAUCAUUUUAGUUUUUUCAGCUCUACAUUCUUUUUGGAACAGGAUGAUCAGAACUGCCAAAAUUUUCUAGACAUGGCUACACCAUGUGUAUUAAUGACAUUAUACUUUGAAUUCUUCACUCCCAGGACAGCAAAAAGCUUGCUUAGCUAAUUUAUACAGUAUUUGAAAACUGACUUUCAGAUCUGAAGAACACAUUAUACUUGCUAAUUACUAUUCUUGUGGCAAGUUCUCCCUACCAGAAUGUUUAGGUACACUUAACGUGAAAUUUGAUCAUCCUACUGCAUCCUUUCCAGUAGAGGUCAGUGAAGUGGAGGAGGAUCAACCAAGGUAUAUUAAUGCUGCAUUGGGUGGUGAAUGUAAACAAGCAGUACUGGAGGAGCAGGGAAUCUGCCUUACACAGUAUUCAUCUGCUUUUGUCAUCAUUCCCUUUUCAGGGAUUGAUUGAAACAGUUGUGGAUGGUAUGGUAUUAAUACAUGCAAAUGGGUUGGAUCCCAUGAAUUACCAAUGGUGAAAUUCUGAUGAUCCAGUAUCUUCCCUAUCUAGCCCCAGCCUUCUCUGAUCUCUGGAAACCUUAUCCCCCCCAAAUCAAAAGGUUGCCAACUCCAGUCUGAGAAAUCGCUGGAGAGUUAGGGGCAGUGUCGGCCCUCUGAAGCUUCCAUUUUCUUCAGGGGAAGUGAUGUCUGUAGUCUGGAAAUCAAUAGUAAUUCUCUGACCAUUUCUGGUUCCUCCUAGAGACUGGCAACCCUAUUCAAGGGACCUGCAUGGACUAAUAGUCAUGUGGGCCAGGUGGCUGCAGUGGGGAGAACGCGAGUGUCUGUUUCUUGUAUAAAUGGAACUCUACUUACAGAAAGAGCAAUUUCAUCCCCUUUGCCCUUCCCACUACAUCAGGUAAUAGCUGUGUGGCUAUUAAUCCAUAUGGGUCCCUUGACCCUAGAGAAGUCUUUUCUGUGAUUGAAAGGGGCUUGGGGAAGAUGGAAAAGCACCCAUAAUCCCAUUGAGUGUUUGAGAGGAUAGAUGAUAAUUUGCAAAUAUCACACCAAUCAAAGUGCACAUGUAUUCUAAUUGCUGAAGAAGUACCUGAAAUGCUUUUUAAGGUAAUUUACAGCGCAAUUGCCAUGACUCUUCAACCCAGUGCAAGUAUUAUAUGCAGAAGAUCCCUAGCAUUCUGAAGACUUACUAGUGGAAACUAGAAGAGCUGAUGCCUGUCAGUAAGUUAUACAAGAUAUGCCUUCAAAGAGUCAGUAGUCUGAUUUAUAUGAAGGCAGCUUCAUAGGUGGGACAGUAGCCCCUACUAUUACUAUUGAGUUCUGGACCAUAUAUAAGAAGUUUUUACACCCAAAAUACAAAGUAGUAUAAAUUUAAAGUCCUGAAAUGCACAGAUACAGCACUCUCUAAUAACACACAACUUACAGCUAAUAUUGACAUUAAGAUUUUUUUAAAAAUCGUUGAAAUGUCAAAACUUCUCUUGGACUUCGUUCACACACCCUCUCCCACUAAAAAAAUGCAUUUUGGACAAUUUAACUGUGCAUACAUGCUGACCAGGGAGAGCAGGGAUUUGCAUUUUUCAGAAACUAAGCAUACUAAAGUAUUUGUAUGAAAAUAUUGUAAUGUUCAGGAUAAGCUGGUUAGUAGUAAUCAACACUGAAUCCAUUAUUUAUACUUGUACACAGAUUAUGGAGACAGAAAUUCCCAAGGCUCUUGAGAUUUUCUAAAUGGUUAAAUUUUCCUAAAUGGUUUUUGUUGACUUCUACACUUCUGAGAGAGACCUGGAACUUCAGAUUGUGGCUUAAAUAACCACUGUGAGUAGAAUAAAUCUCAUUCUAUGGCAACAAGAAUGAGUUGAUCUUAAGGAAAAUGCGACCUGCUCUACCUACACAGGUGAGGUAGAUACAGCUAGACUUAAGACAUUUUCAGUAAUGGCUUUUUGCCUUUACAGCUCAUUUAGUUGUCUGCCUUGUAGAUUAUUUUUCCCUCAGGCUUUUGACUAAGGAUUUUUGAAAAAUAAUUUUUAGCAACUAUACGGCCUGCUUCCAAACUAAAUACUUUUUAUGGAUUUUAUUUUAGGUUGCUCAAUGGUUACUGAAUACAGUUUUAAUAUUUAUUUAUAUUUAUUGUCAUGGUGGUGUUUUUAUUUGUGAGCUGCCAUGAGCAGGUUGCUGGACAAACAGCAUAAAAAAACCCUAAAUAAUCUUAACUGGGGCUAAGCCAUGUCUAUUAAGACAACUGUAUUCCAUUUUCAUUGGCUACCAAGGUGUUUUCAGACAGUUCUGAAACUUUAAAAGGCCUAAAUGAUGUAUGAUGCUAAGCUUCAUAUGAACCUACCACCAACUUAAGACAUUUCUUGAAAGCUCUUCACAGUCUCAUCAGACAUUUUAUGACUAUACAGUACAGGACUUUUCCAACAGUGGCUCUAAAAUUGUGGAUCCCUGAGGAAAUCUGCCUUGCUUUUUUCCUGAUGUUUUUGUCUCAUACUUCAUAUUUUUACAAUAUACUCUUAAACUUUUAAAAAAAUAGCAAGGUAGUUUCCUGCCACAUUCACCAUAAACUUCAAUUCAGCAUGAAUAAUGCUUCCUUUAUUGACCUAAAAGAAUCAGGUAGCCCAAUCUCAUCAGAAUUUGGAAGCCAAACAGGGUCGGCUGUGGUCAGUAUUAGGAUGGGUGGCCAGCAAGGAACAAGGCCAGGGUAGCUACACAGAGGCAGGCAAUGGCAAACUUAUCUCUGAACAUCUCUUGCCUUGAGAAAAUCCUACACGGCCCUAAACGGAUUGGGACCAGCAUACCUGAGGGACCGUCUCUCCCUGUAUGUGUCCCGGAGAGCGCUUCGUUCAGCGGGUAAGAACUUAUUGGUGAUCCCUAGCCCUAGGGAGGCUCGUUUGGCCUUGACCAGGGCCAGGGCCUUUUCGGUCCUGACCCCAACCUGGUGGAACUCUUUGUCUGAGGACACUCGGGCCUGCCAGGAUCUUGUAUCAUUUCGGCGGGCCUGCAAGACAGAGAUAUUCCACCAGGUUUAUGGUUGAGGACAGCGUUAGGACCAUCAUUGAGCCCCCCACCGCUCUCCAGUAUUCGAGUACAGCUCAUGUGUCUGUCUACCUCCUCUUUGUAUGCUGGGGGCAGGAUUGUGUAGCCAACUAUAUCAGGUUUUUAAUUGAAUUUUAUUGUAUAAUUUGCUAUGUAUUUUAUUGUAUUUUAUGACUGUUGUACCCCGUCCUGAGCCCACUUGUGGGGAAGGUGGGUUAAACACCAAAUAAACUAAACUAAGAAACUAAACUACAGGGUUGCCAUAAGUUGGCUAUGAUUUGACAGCACCAAAAAAAACCCAUAAACAAUGCUCACUUUUUAUAGAGCUCUUUAAUGUCCUCAGAUUUAUUUGCAGUUCACUUCGAUGUUUGUAUCAGGCUAGUUAAUACAUCAUCUUGCCUGCUGUGGUUUAUUGUACUUUGUAGGUUUUUACCAAUUAUAACCUGCAAUCAAAUUAAUGCAGGUCAUAAAUAUUUUAGUAUACACAAACACACAAGGGACUGGAUAUGAAAAUCAUCUUUCCCAUUUCAUAUAUAUGUCUCAUGCACUGUUCUUGCAGUGAAAAUUACAGAAAUGCAAAUCCUACUUAAUUGGGAAUAAUCAGAGUAAGAGCUCUCCAGAGUAAGCUCUCCAUUUUUGCUACUGAAAUCAGUUACUUACCUCUUACUCGAACAUUCAAUUGUUUGAUAAAAAUAGAAAAUUUAUCCAGUUUUCUGCUCUCUAAUACCUUAUUGCAUUGUUUAUUGAAUGUCCUGGCAUAGACCAUAUAGACUUACACUAUGUAACCUGCCUUGAACCUCAGUAAGAUGGACUAUAAAUAAUGUAAACAAACAAAUAAAAGGCAUUGGAUGAAUAUGCAA
Molecule: messenger RNA, 7065 nt
Organism: Eublepharis macularius
Lineage: Eukaryota; Metazoa; Chordata; Lepidosauria; Squamata; Eublepharidae
Gene: RMND1
Product: required for meiotic nuclear division 1 homolog
Exons: 13
Coding region: 231-1568 (445 amino acids)
Biological process (GO): positive regulation of mitochondrial translation
Source: RefSeq, a predicted model, not a curated record